Molecule: messenger RNA, 1084 nt
Organism: Saimiri boliviensis boliviensis (Bolivian squirrel monkey)
Lineage: Eukaryota; Metazoa; Chordata; Mammalia; Primates; Cebidae
Source: RefSeq, a predicted model, not a curated record
GGGCGCCCACGCGCGGAUCUGGGGGCAGCCCUGCGCUCGCGGAGGCGUGGCCGGCGCGCGGGGCCUGGGGCGCGCGGGGAUGGGGGUCACGGUGGACGUGCACCAGGUGUACAAGUACCCCUUCGAGCAGGUGGUCGCCAGCUUUCUCCGAAAGGAUUCCAUGCUUUCAGAAGGACUGAAUGAGAUCAUGUGCAUGACAGCUUCUCUAGUAUAGCACCCUGCAUAAACACAGUAGCUGCUCUGUAAGUCUUUGAUGGGUGUGAUUCUGAUUUAGCUUGAUCAAUUCUACGGUCAUACUGUAUUGUGUUUGAAAAGGUCUUCAGAAAAACCUGGCCACAUGCCUCCUGUCUUUCCAGUACCCGAACCCCAUGGAUAAAAAUGUCAUCUCUGUAAAAAUUAUGGAGGAAAAAAGAGAUGAAUCAACAGGGAUCAUCUACAGAAAGAGGAUUGCAGUCUGUCAGAAUGUGGUUCCAGAAAUUUUAAGGAAGGUGAGCAUUUUGAAAGUACCUAAUAUCCAAUUAGAAGAGGAGUCAUGGCUCAAUCCUUGGGAAAGAAACAUGGCUAUACAGAGUCACUGCCUUACAUGGACACAGUAUGCAUCCAUGAAAGAAGAGUCUGUGUUCCGGGAAAGUAUGGAAAACCCAAAUUGGACAGAGUUCAUUCAAAGAGGCAGAAUUUCAAUCACAGGAGCUGGAUUUCUCAACUGCAUUCUAGAAACUUUUGCCAGCACAUUCUUAAGACAGGGAGCCGAGAAGGGAAUUAGAAUCAUGGAGAUGCUGCUAAAGGAACAGUGUGGUGCCCCCUUAGCAGAAUAAAGAAUCAUCAGAGAGCUGUAUCGGUGUCUACUUUUUUUUUUUUUUUGGAGGGGGGGAUGGGGAUUCACUUCUUGGCCACAACACAUCAGACACAGUUCCUGGAAUACAGGUUUGAGGAUACAGUGUCGGCAGCUUCAAGAAGAGGAGACCUUCUUGCCAGGACAUAAAAUGAUACCCUCCUCUGGGAGCCUGCUUCGAAUAGUGGGACUCAGGGAAUUGAGACCUUCUGCCUGGAUUUUUAUGACACAAUCUCUUUACAAUUUUACAAA